Molecule: messenger RNA, 1957 nt
Organism: Aphanomyces astaci
Lineage: Eukaryota; Oomycota; Saprolegniomycetes; Saprolegniales; Verrucalvaceae
Exons: 4
Coding region: 1-1881 (626 amino acids)
Biological process (GO): chaperone-mediated protein complex assembly
Source: RefSeq, a predicted model, not a curated record
AUGGAAGAAUCGUUGCAUGCUGAUGAAGUCGUCCAUGCAAUGGCAUCGCUGGUUCAGUCUAGCUUUGGGCCAUUGGGGGCGGAGACGUUGCUCUUCUGUCCACCAGAGCCACCCAUUCUCACGUCGUCGGGAUACACGAUUCUUCAUUACGCCGACAUGACCAAAUCACAUAUAGCCCACCCGAUGAAGUCGUUCCUAAUGCAAAAAGUCCGGGCCGUGUACCGUGACAUGGGAGAUGGAGUCUCACAGUACUUGCUCCUUCUUGACUUGAUCUUGCAGCGAAUUGAGAUAUCUCGCGUGUGGUCCACGGCAUUCGCCACCGCCAAGUCCUCCAUCGGUCCGCUGUUUCAUGCCACGUUCGAUACUUCCACAAUCCGCACCGCUGUGAUCUUUGACGCUGUUACACGGCUUCCUUCUCCUUCCCUCCAUGAAGCUGCAAGGGCAAUCGUCACCACGGCGCUCACUGGACUCUUCAACCCCAGCGUCGUGGCGUAUCUUGCAGACUUGACUGUGGACUGGAUGUUCAAAUCUGUGGCAGCCUCGUUCCAUCACUUGCUUCCUACGACCCCAGCCGACUUGCAUGUGUACCUCGAUCACAUCCAACGACAUGCCAACGACACGUUGCUUCAAUUGUCCAUGGGGCCCUUGGAUGCAUCCCGCAUCACGAGGCGUCACGAGUACCUCAUCCGCCUCUCGUCGCACUCCAACGUCACCCUUCGCGACGAGAAACUGCCCAUGGGGCAACGCAUCGUUCUGUUUGUCGGCAGCCUCGACCAACUGGGUGCCAGUGCUGUCGAAGUGCAAGUGCCAUCUGCCACCACGUAUCUGUCGUCGAUUCACUGGAGUGCCCAGCGUGUGGAUGAGUUUGUGACAACGCUCAAGUCACAGCAUCAAGUCAACUUGGUCCUGUGCUCGGAAUGCGCCCCCGACCACGUCGUCGCGAGCUGCGUCCAACACGGCAUCGUCUGCCUUCCGUUCGUCGACAAAGCUGAUCUGUUUGCUCUCGCUGCCCGCACGGGUGUGUCGUGGCUCACAAAUGUGUUCGAUCCUAUCGACGAAGCCCGCCACGUUGCCGUCAACACGGCCCCCCUGCGCCUCAUUCGCGCGGGAGGGGCGUCCUUUGUCGUCUUGGAUGCCCUGACCUGCCCCUCCACGUCGUCAUAUUCCCCCACGAAAGAAGCCACGGAGGUGAGGGUUGUCGUCCCUCAAGUGCUGCUACGAGCUCCGUCCAAGGGACUGUGCAAGCAGUACUAUUACGCUGUCAAGAAAGGUUUGCGCGUGUUGCGGUUCUGGUGCUCCAGCAGCAGUAUGACGAGCCCGUCGUCGUUCUGUCACGAUGACGUGGCAACACCACAAACGUACCUGGCAAGUCUAGGUGGCGCCCAAGCCCCCGAGCUCGGCUUGGCCCAUGCGUUGAUGCAUUCUUCGCCCCUGUCGUCUCUUAUUCCAUUGCCAGUCCGAGCGAUCCUCGCACAAGCUCUUGUGGGCACGUACAGUCUGUUGCGGGCCAACUCGACGGCUUCGUCGACAUCCGCUCCAUUUCCAGCUGUCCACCACCACCCCAUCCUCAUGGGCCGGAUAGACCUCGACACUUGUUGUGACGACACGCCCAACAAUCAAACGACUUCCCGCCACGAGGCCAUCAAGGGCGUGGUGCUGGACAUGCGAGCCGUGCUGACCACCCACGCUGGACCGGUGGAGGUAACCCGAGUCGUGGAGGCGCGGCCAGAAGAGUAUGGCGUGGUGCAUCCGCUGGGGCACUGCUGUCGACUGUUGGAGCAUGUGCUGGGUACGUUGGAGGAAGUGUGUCGUCUGGACAAGCAAUUCCUUCGCGUGCGGCGGCGACGGACUGCGAAGGAACGGGAGGACGAUGGGCCAUAGGACGGCGAGGACAGUGCAUGCAAAAGGAUCCAGGGAAGUAGGUGGAGUGAAAUAGAGAAGAGCUAAUUUUAUUAUG